Molecule: messenger RNA, 2058 nt
Organism: Colletotrichum fioriniae
Lineage: Eukaryota; Fungi; Ascomycota; Sordariomycetes; Glomerellales; Glomerellaceae
Molecular function (GO): protein binding
Source: RefSeq, a predicted model, not a curated record
AUGGCGUCACUAUCCACUCUCGCAGAAGACAUCAUGCACGGCAUAUGCGAAUACCUCACGUUCCGCGAUAUCCUCCAACUUACCCUCACUCAAAAACGCUUCGCAACGUCAUUUGAGCGGAGUCUCCUGCUGCACCGCGAUUUAGCAUCACAUAAAUACAACGCAAUGAUAUGUGCCGUCGUCAAAAAGGAAGUUGACCGGGCCGAGGAACUCUUGGAACUCGGCUACGAAGCAAACUUUGCCUGUUCAGUGUCUGCGGUUGCCUGCCCGGCCGACUUUGACUUCGCAGUCGACAACCUGAUGCUUCAAGCGCCGUCAAACGUUGCCAUCAGAAGGCAGGGCCAGGCUGCGCUCGUGACUGAGCGACUGUAUCGUCCCGAGUGCGAUACGCACAAGAUCUGGAUAAACUACUCCGUCCUCGCUCACGCCAUCUUGGAAGACCAGGUUGAAACUGUCAGACUCCUUCACAAGUACGGCGCAGAUUUGGAGAAGCCGUUGCUGCAGGUCUUUGCGUUCCGUGGCAUGCCGGUGGAUGUUAGUCACCAAAUCAGUGUCCUGCACCUGGCGAGCAGCGGUCCCAUGAUCGAGACACUCUUAGAGCUUGCCCCGAACAUUCCCAUCGACAAGGACAGAUUCUUGCACACAGAACCGUUGCUUCUCUGGCACGUCGAAAGAGGCACAGAUGUCAGAGGCCUCCGCCGACUGUUGGAAGCUGGCGCUCAUGUGGACGGGGCACGUCCGGCGGCACAGCGAAUCGGAUUCUGCCAGUGCGAACAGGAGGAGACCAUGCACGUCUUUCUAGAUCACGAAACACCGCUCGAGGCCGCCAUCUGGAACUUGGACCGGGAUGCCGUUGAGCUUUUGCUAGAACACGGGGCAUCAACGGUAUACAGGUCCAGCGACGAGGGCGAAGUGACUGGUUUACACGAAGCGAUGAGAAUCUUCCUCAUGGAGCACAAGCCGGAGGAUCUAGAGGUCAGCUUGCAGAUAUUUCGCCUCCUUGUCGACCAUGGGUUCGAUGUUAACCGCGAAUACACCGAGUGGGCCGGGUGGACACCUGAGGGUACGCGCCUUCGUGGGCCAACAACAACCAAAGUCAACUUGUUGGUGGACAGCCUCAUCUACUAUACAUCUACCGAGAUGUUCCAGCUUCUCCUCGACGCCGGAGCAGAUCCAUACAACACGACGAGUUUGAGGGCAGGAGACAAGAACUACAACGUCCUGCUCGGUUUUUCAUCCUCACUAGUGAGAUUGUAUCCAACUAAUAUGACCGAGCCCGCAAGGACGUCGUUACAGUGCGCAAAGCUUAAAGCUCUGAUCGCCAAGAGAGCAGAGUCAGACUCCAGCGGAUUCGACCGGAUGUUAUUGUUCAUGACUACCCUAGAACUUUCGCAACCGGCGGAACUCCAUCAGGGGUUCAAAGUUCUUCACAAAGUAUUUGGCUCGUUCGAAGAGGAACUCAGUCUUCUCGCAGACGUUAUGCACCGAGUAAAACAGAUCCCAGGAGUGCUUCACGAGAGCCGGGAGAUGAUUGAGUUUCUCAUCCGCUGCGGAGCCCCCGUCAACCACAUCGACGCCGAUGGGGAGACAGCUUUGCACGUCGCCUAUACGCUCACAAUAGAAAGCCCGUGGCCCGUCGGGGAAACGACCGAUAUCCUGGAGUGGGAUCUUGAUGAGGAGCAGGCAUUCAUGGUGGGCUGGGCUAUUGGAACCAAUAACACCUUCGGCCAAGAAACACUCGAUGGUUUCCUCACCACGAUACUUAGUAAUCCGAAAGAGAAAGAGAAGCGGGUGCGAAACGCGAAUGCAAUUUUUGACGCGUUGAUCCAGGCUGGGGCGGUUCAAGAUAUGACGAAUGAGAAGGGGGAGACGGCAGCGAUGGUGAUGGCUCAACACGGUUGGGUCCAGCUGCCACCGUCGCCUGGUUUCGAUUCAGAGGAUCUCGCCGGGGCCGAAAAUAAGUCGGCUGCGGCGCAGAAGGAUGAUAUCGUGGCCAAUGCCUUUGCCAUUUUCAAGCAGUUUCAGGAACUUGCACUAGCGGAGGCGAGUACCAGUUAG